Trypanosoma conorhini is the source of this 3375-nucleotide messenger RNA. RefSeq names its product putative adaptor complex protein (AP) 3 delta subunit 1. Gene Ontology annotation, cellular component: AP-3 adaptor complex; membrane coat; endosome membrane. Gene Ontology annotation, biological process: Golgi to vacuole transport; protein targeting to vacuole. NCBI's taxonomy places the organism in Eukaryota, Euglenozoa, Kinetoplastea, Trypanosomatida, Trypanosomatidae. The transcript has a single exon. Bases 1 to 3375 code for a protein of 1124 amino acids. The record is from RefSeq and is a predicted model, not a curated record.
AUGGCGGAGGCGACACGGGUGGCGAGCCAGAUCCUCUUCCAGAACUCCCUGGCGGAGGUGGUGCGGAAGCUGCGCUCCGCCUCCAAGAGCGAGGCGGAGGUGAUUGAGCAAUGCCUCGCAGAGACGCGGAAGGAGAUUUCCUCCACGGUGCAGAGCGUGAAGGUGACGGCGGUGCUAAAGGCCGUGUACUUCUCCAUGCUCGGCUACUCCGCGGCGUACGGCGCAUUUAACAUCAUUGAGGUGAUGGCUGAUAGAUUCUUUGCAAACAAGCGCAUUGGAUACAUGGCGGCAUGUGUCACCUUUACCCCCAAGACGGAAGUCUUGCCGCUACUCACAGCGUUACUAAAGCGCGACCUCGCAAGUGCGAAUCAGUACGAAGUGGGCUUGGCGCUUUACUGCAUCUCCUCUCUUUGUACGAGGGAUCUUGCGAGGGACCUUGUCGUGGACGUCGUCAAUCUGCUGAAUCAUCCACGCAACUACGUCCGCAAGAAGGCAGUGCUUAGCUUGUACCGCGUGUUCCUGGAGUACCCCGACGCUCUGCGGCCAACGUACCCACGGCUGAAGGAGAAGCUGGAUGACCACAGCGAACGCUGCGAUAAUGACCCUGCGGUGCGUGGGGCUAUUGUAUGCAUCCUGUGCGAGCUGGCCCGCCGCAAUCCAGCCAACUUUCUCGGUCUUGCCGUGCCUUUCUUCUCGAUGUUGUCCACCGUGCACAGCAAUUGGACGUUGAUUAAGAUUGUCAAGGUAUUUGGCCAUUUCGCUCCACUCGAGCCUCGUCUGGGGAAGAAGCUUGUUGAGCCGAUUGCCAAUCUUAUUCAUGCAACCGGGGCGAAGUCAGUCCAAUAUGAAUGCAUCUUUGCUGUGGCCAAUGGCAUGAGUAAAGUGGCAUCCCUGACGAAGCUGGCAACGGAGAAAAUGAAACUGUUUGUAGAGGAUGCCGAUCAAAACUUAAAAUACUUGGGACUUGACGCCAUGUCCCGUAUCUUGCAUGAAAGUCCGAAGCUUCUCAGCGAUCAACGGGAUGUUAUUCUUGCGUGUCUUGACGACGUGGAUGUGACCAUCCGGCGCAAGGCGCUGGAGAUCCUGCAGGGGCUGGUGACGAAAAAGAACAUCGUAUCUACCAUAAAUAGCAUGAUGGAGCGACGUGUCCGGUCUCCGCCGGAUGAGGAGUGGUCAAACCGCGUCAUUGCCACCGUGAUUGAGGUGGCGCAGACCGACGACUACACCCUGUUACAAGACUUUGAAUGGUACUUCAGUGUUCUGCUUGAAAUCAGUCUCGUGAAUCUAACCAGCUACCAGCACGGCGCCCUCGUGCAGCGCGAGCUUGUGACGGUGCUGGCGCGGGUGAACGCAGUGCGGCAGUUUGGUGUUCAAGCCAUCAGUGAACUGCUAUGUAUGUCAACGCUGCUUAACUGCGACGCCACGCGCUCAACGCAGUGGGAGAUUAUCAAGGCAGCAGCCUUCCUCUGCGGGGAGUAUCCUUACUGGUUGCGGGAUAAGCGUCUCACGUGCGAACGACUUUUAAGUGAUCGCAUUAGCGCGAUGCACCCUGAGGCGCAGGUGGCGUGCGUCGCUGCGGUGGGAAAAAUAGCCGCAUACGUCCAUCAGCCAUGCCCGCGUCAUCUUUCUUUGUCGCAUGGGGAGGAGGAACUAAGCCUGCCAGAUGACCCCGUGACGGAUGCCGAAUUGCGCGUGGUAAUUCUUCCACAACGCGUGGCGGAAAAGGAAAAGGGCGACGGCGACACCAAGCCGGAGGAGUACGCUGGCCUGCAGCUGUUUCGUCACAGCAUUUACCCGGACGUGCAGGAGCGGGCCCACUUGGUCUUCCACCACGUCGCCACAAACCCGGACGUCGGCCCAAGCCUCUACGUGGAGGAGCUGCUCUCCGUUGCCGUGGGGGCGCAGGGGGCGGUGGCGCCGCCUGAGGGCCUUGACCUCGACGAGCCCUUCUGCGCUCCCCUUCCGCCGCUGCUGCACCUCUCCGACAGCGAUGACGAGGGCAACACGGAGGACGAGGACGAGGACGAGGAGCCCGGUUUUUUGGGGCCCGGCGCGGUGAGGCGCCAGCGGCGGCAGGAGGAAGAGCGACGUGGAGAGGUGGCGGCCUUUUACAUCAAAGGCGUGACACGCACGCAGGAGGAGUUGCCCACGGGGGCGCAAGUGGAGAGUGCCCCGGCGGCGCCCCUGCAGCUCCGUGGCACCAGUCCAUCGAUGCCACGCAAGACCCACUCCAUGAACCGUGAGCUUUCACGUCCGUCGAAUUAUGUCGCGGCGCCCCUCACAAAACGACCCAAAGAAGAAGUAGAGGAGGAUGAGGCAACCAAAAAGUUCCGCUACGUUGAUGUCACGCGAGCUCUUACAGCUGAUGAGAAACUUCCAGAGGCAAUCCCUUACACGCAACUCUUGCAGCUUCGUACUUCUGCGGCAGCUGAAAAGGAAGGUCCGCAAUCUGCAGCAGCAGCAGCAGCAGCAGCGGCCGCCGCCGCGUUUGACCCUGUUGUCUUAUUGGAGGAACGUUACUUGCGUGUCACAGCCUAUGUGGAGUCGUGCCAUGUGCAUAAGGAAGGCACCUUGCUUGCACUCGAGGUGGAAGUGUCCAACCUGGCAAGUAGCAGCAGCGCAUAUAACGUCAGGCUUUGCAUUCAGUACGACGAGGAUAACUUUACGCAACAAAGCGUGCAGCUGGAGUCACUUGGCGCAGGCGAUGAAAAGAAUAAUAAUAUCAAUAAUAAUCAAACGCGCGGUAAUAAGAGCAACAACAAGACCGAUGAGUGCCCCAGCCAGCAGCAAGAGGAGGAAGGGAGUGCGGAGAGCAGCUUCAUGGGUGUGUGUGUCGCGGAACGCAUCAAGGGCGCUACGACGGUACGUAGGAAGCUGGGCGUCAGAAUUCUUUCGCAGCUCCCGGCGUCGCUUGUCAAGCCCCUCACGUUUAACCUGGCGUACACAAGAGGCAAGAAACCUGUGGCUACCACGUUACAGCUGCCCCUCUGUUACCCUUAUUUCGCGAAGGUGCCGAAGGAUAUCGCACCCGCGGAAUUCAGAGAGACAAUCCUUGGGAAGUUCCUUGCGGCUGCGCCGUUGGUCACUGGAUUUGUUGACGUCAAUUUGAGUCGUGUUUCGCUCGCGCUCUCGCUGAUACUGCCGAAACUGCGGUUGAGAACCGUUGACGUCUUCAAGGAUGUCGCAUCGUUUCACGGCGUGUUGCACGCGCGGAAGUCGACGGCGGAGAAGUCACACGUCGCCGUGCUUCUGCGCGAGGAGGCGGUGGAGGGGGCCAGGAAAGGCGUAAGUAUCGCGGUGAAGGCCCAUCAGACGUGCUUGGCAGAGUUGUUGGUGCAGGAGAUUGCCUCACUCAUGAUGCAGGAGGCUUCUUAG